UUCAUAGUAACUCCUUUAAAACAGAGUGGAGAGACACCACCCUUGCGCACCACCGAGGAAACUUAAACCACCAGCAGGUCACUCCCCUUCACUACGGCUCUGCGCUCCGGCACAGCAGCACCGCGGCCCCGCACGCUCCUGCUUCCACAGGUGCCAGCACCAGCCCCAGCCCACACGAGCUCUCUGCAUUAGCGACACCACCUAGGAAGGACGCCAAGAUGUUGGUACUACUGGCCGGUAUCUUUGUGGUUCACAUCGCCACCGUCAUCAUGCUCUUCGUCUCCACCAUUGCCAAUGUUUGGAUGGUGGGCACCACCGCCACCGGAAAAGGCUCGUGGGGACUCUGGCUAAUGUGCAAUGGCACCUGCAGGCAGCUGGCAGUCAGCAGCAACGAAGCGGCUUCCCUCAAAGCAGCACAAGCCUUUAUGAUCCUCUCAAUCAUUUUCUCCGUCAUCGCCCUUGUCAUGUUCAUUGUCCAGCUGUUCACCCUAGAGAAAGGCAAACGUUUCUACAUCACUGGAGCCAUCAUGCUGGUUUGCUGGUUGUGCAUCCUGAUUGGAGCCUCCAUUUACACAGCUCGGUUCACAGGAAUGCGGGCAGGGUUCGUAAAUCCUCACCACGGCUACAGCUUCAUAUUGGCCUGGAUCUGCUUUUGCUUCAGUUUCAUCAUUGGCAUCCUCUACCUGGUUCUUAGGAAAAAAUAAGGCUGAUGGGAGUACUGGGGAGAGGGUUGGCUGCUGGAGACAGGGAAGAAUUGCUCUGCUGAGAGAACUGUUGGGCCAAUAGGAAAAAAAAAAAAAAAAAAAAAGAAAAGAAAAGAAAAGAAACAGCCACCAUCAUCACUUCUGCCACCACUACAGAGUAAUACCUAACAAAACCAGAAUCCUCAGAAACUCAUUCACCAAACAGAGGGAAAAACAGCUCCAACUGAUCUCUCACUCCUGGGGCUGCUGCACCAGAAAUCUGCAAAUGACCCAGACAGCUGUUCCCCCUUUCUGCACAGUUACGCCAUACCUUCACAAACAUUCAAGACCAGCAGUGAUGACUGAAGAGCACCACAAAAACAAGGGCUACAUCUUUUUCCCUGUCUAGAGCCCUUCCCACUUACCUUUCAGUGUGCCUUGUGGGUUGGGCAACGAGGCUUACAACUCCUUUUUUUGUCUAUUGAAACAAAUGGUAUGGGCCUUUUGUUACAGUUUUAUAUAUAUAUAUAUAUAUAUAUGCACAUAUAAGAAGGUUAAAGACAUUAAAUUGAGAAACAACCCAAUAGAAAUCAGAUUAAAUUAGUAUUAAAAAUGCUACAUGAA
This is a messenger RNA of Anas platyrhynchos (mallard), 1307 nucleotides long. It is a transcript of the gene EMP1, whose product is annotated as epithelial membrane protein 1. Gene Ontology annotation, cellular component: plasma membrane. The record is from RefSeq and is a predicted model, not a curated record. Lineage: Eukaryota; Metazoa; Chordata; Aves; Anseriformes; Anatidae.